Messenger RNA from Linum trigynum, 1242 nucleotides. The record is from the annotation of a GenBank genome assembly. Lineage: Eukaryota; Viridiplantae; Streptophyta; Magnoliopsida; Malpighiales; Linaceae.
AUGCCAAGUUGCUGCACCAAUGGCUCUGGUCGUCGUGCCUUCCAGCCGAAUUCGCAAAAUGAACCGCCAGGUUUCCCCUUCCAGGCAUCAUCACCAGUUCCGGGAUCCCAGAGACUACAUUUGAACCAUCUGUUACAUGGAGCAGUCCCAAACAGCACUAUGUUCUGCACAAGCUUGCACCCGACUUCUUCUUCAACCGACCCGGGGAUGGAUCCACGGCUUGGAAUCAUUCCACCACCACCUCCUCAUCAUCAUGAUCAUCAACAUCAUCACCAUACCAGCGCUGGGAAAUCUCCAUUCAUGCUUGACGACCAAGGCAUGGAGAGCUUGGAAGACUUGACAGACUUCCUUGACAUUGCAGAGGAAGACCCUAGUCACAACAGCAGCUUUCGUCAAUUGCAUCAGGGUAAAGAUACUAUCAUGACACUGAAGGAGACGAUGGGCUAUCUGUCCAAAGAGCUUGAUAUCCCUCUCGAUGAUGACGACGACGAUGAUGAUCAUGAAAGUCCAGCUCUUGAGGGUAUUUAUGAACCGCCGCCUCGAGAUCCAAGGGGGCCUGUUGCUGAAUUGCACUGUAAAAAGUACAAGAAUGCAGAUGAUUACUUGCCUGCAACUAGCUACAAAUAUCCAGAGGCUGCAAGUUGUCAUAAGCAGCGAAUCAGGUGGACGACGGAGCUCCAUGACCUUUUCCUUGGAGCAGUGAGAACCCUCGGAGGCCCUGAAGUUGCGACUCCAAAGCGCAUACUGUCACUUAUGGAUGUCAAGGGCUUAAACAUCUACCACGUCAAGAGUCAUUUACAGAAGUAUCGGCUCCAGACACAAGAGAAAAAGAUGGCCAGCCCUGUGGAAAAGAAAACAGCUUCAUCCAACACUGAUUCUGAUGGAAAUAUGAAUAGAGACAUGGUUGUCACAACAGCUCUACAGAUGCAGAUCGAUGUACAGAAACUGCUGUACGACCAACUGAAGUCACAAAAGCUCCUUCAGUUGCGCAUAGAGGAGAACGCAGAAUUCCUGAAGAAGUUGCUGGAAGAACAGCAGAAGUCGAAUCCCAGCAUCGAUUCUCCUUCCUCGUCACAAGUCGAACCGUCGAGGUCUGCCCCAUUUGCUAAUGAAUCCUCCCCUGCAAAGACAACAUAUGUGAGAAGUCAGAGUUCGUCCAAAACAUCAAGUGAUCAGGCAACUGACACUGCCAGAACUGAACAUUCAGAAUGUCAUAAGCGGCCCCGAGGAGAGAGGGAAUGA